Molecule: messenger RNA, 885 nt
Organism: Micropterus dolomieu (smallmouth bass)
Lineage: Eukaryota; Metazoa; Chordata; Actinopteri; Centrarchiformes; Centrarchidae
Product: complement C1q-like protein 2
Exons: 3
Coding region: 55-741 (228 amino acids)
Molecular function (GO): protein binding
Source: RefSeq, a predicted model, not a curated record
GCUACUACAUGCAGUCUGUGUCACCAAUCAUCAUCUAUUAAAUCUAGAAACAGAAUGAAAAGUGCUACAGCUUUGCUGCUGACCCUUUGCCUGUCAGGGCCACUGGUUCAGGCAGAGACGGCUUUACAGUCUGACAUUAGUGCAGAGUUGGGAGCACUGAGGGCCACGGUGGAGGAGUUGAGGUUGAUGGAGGAUAGACUGGCAGUAAGCGAAAGCAAAGUGCAAGCUCAGGAGAAGUACAUUAAGGAUCUAAGAGCAGAGCUGGAUGUAACCAAGAUGGAGUUACUUCAGUACAAAGAGCAGGCAGAGGAGAUGGAGAAAAAGCAGACAGGGGGACCCAAAGUGGCUUUCUCUGUGGCUUUGACUGGAAGAGUGGGACCUUUCAACGUUGAAACCACACUGAUCUACCCAAAAAUCAUCACUAACAUCGGCAAUGCUUACAACACGUACACAGGUUUCUUCACAGCCCCCAUCAAUGGUGUCUACUUCUUCAGGUUUAAUGCCAUGGAUGGCCGGAAAAACAACCACAUGGGUGCAGCAUUGUACAAGAACAACCAAAGAGUGCUUCUAAACUAUGCCUGGAAUCAUUGGGACGACCAUGAGCAUGUUUCCAACGGAAUUGUCCUGGAGCUCUCUCAGGGAGAUGUAGUGCACAUGAGUCUUCCUGCGUGGUACAGUGUCACUGAUUUAGGUGAACAUUACUUCAACAUUUUCAGUGGUUUCCUUCUCUUUUCCAUGUGAGGAUAACAUGGCAGGACUGUAUUAGAGGCUGCAUGUUUCUUAACUGAAAAACAUCUCAACUCUGAUCAUUAAAUAUACCGUGCGUCACAUGUUUUCUUAACAAAGUAAAGCGCAAAUUACAAUAAAAUAAGCAUGCAUAAAAUA